AAUGGUAGUUAUUAAAGAUGAGAAUCUCCCUUCGAAUUCUUGGCGCCUUGGCCGAGUUGUGAAAACUUAUUCUGGUUCAGAUCAUCGAGUCAGAGUAGCUGAUGUCUUGACUCAACGCGGGUUAAUAACUAGGCCGAUUGUCAAGCUCGUAAUACUCCCCACAGAAUCUUAGAUUUCGUUUCAGAACCUUUUACUUACAUGCUAAUUUUCUCUUCCAGCUCAUCAUGCCUAAAAUUGCUUCAAGAUCCAAAUCAUCUUCGAGACAUCUUCCUGUUGAGUAUAAUGCAUAUCCUUGCCGACUGUGCAAGCGUCCACACCCUCUCCGAACCUGCCGAAAGUUUUUAUCAAUGAACAUUUCCGAUCGGAUCAGUGCAGUCAAUAAACACAAAUAUUGUGUAAACUGUUUGGCACACGAUCAUUCUCACGGUUCGUGUUUCACAAAACAUGGAUGCAAGCACUGUCGCAAAUUCCAUCAUACCUUGCUUCAUGUCAACCCUCGGUUGGUAAAUGACCUUUUACCGUCACGUCGUGAGUCACAUCCUGACUCACGUCGCUCGCGGUCACCCAAUCCAGGUCCUUCUACUUCAUCCAGAAAACGUCCUUCUUCGGCACCUAAGACCAAAAGAGAAUCCUCUCCGCAAUCAAACACAAAGUCGACUUCAUUAACCAAAAUUAUACGGCAGAACAUGUUAAUACUUCUUCCCACUGUUUUAGUGAAAAUAGAAUCCAAAACGUCGCAUGCCCGUUGCUUACUGGACUCUGGAUCUACAGUUAGUCGUGUGUCGAAAGGAUUUGUCGAAAAAUUGGAUCUAACCACUCACACCUUACAUGAGGAAACCAUAUGUCCGAUGGUUUUAAAAUCUCGGUAUGAUCCUUCUUCAAAAAUAGAAGGGACAUUUAGGGUUGACAAUCGCAUUUCGCUUCGAACACCCUCGCAGUCCCUUCCAGAAUCCUACAAAAAGAACUUCAAGGAUCUGUUCUUAGCCGAUUCAAAAUUCUAUGAAUCAGGUCCAAUUGAUAUCAUAAUCGGUGUAGAUAUAUAUCCGCGAGUGAUAUGUCAAGGAGUUUUUUCGAAAACUGGAUUUCCUACUGCUCAAAGCACUAUUUUCGGGUGGAUAAUUUAUGGUCCAUGCACCCUUUAA
Messenger RNA from Calliphora vicina (urban bluebottle blowfly), 1142 nucleotides. RefSeq lists its product as uncharacterized. The transcript has a single exon. Bases 225 to 1142 code for a protein of 305 amino acids. Lineage: Eukaryota; Metazoa; Arthropoda; Insecta; Diptera; Calliphoridae. The record is from RefSeq and is a predicted model, not a curated record.